Messenger RNA from Dioscorea cayenensis subsp. rotundata (Guinea yam), 1399 nucleotides. RefSeq lists its product as uncharacterized. Lineage: Eukaryota; Viridiplantae; Streptophyta; Magnoliopsida; Dioscoreales; Dioscoreaceae. The transcript has 2 exons. The record is from RefSeq and is a predicted model, not a curated record. Gene Ontology annotation, molecular function: protein binding. Bases 296 to 1294 code for a protein of 332 amino acids.
AAACAAUUGUUCCCUGCCUUGUCUCAUAACCCAACGACGGUCACUCUUCUUCUCUGGAGCUGCCAGACCCUUUCCAUUAUGGAGCAAUGGUGGCAGAGAACAGAAGCCCAGGCUAGGUAGCACAUUGGGCACAGGUUUUGAAGGCCAUCCAGAAGAUGAAGAUGCGUGUAUACCAAGAAGAAGAAGAAGCAUACAACAACAACAACAAAAACAACAACCAGAGUCCACCAGCAGAGGCGACUGGUGGAGGCUGAGGAAGCAGGGAGUGAAACCCCCUGAGUCAAAGCAUUGGGCAAUGGUGAAUCAUAAUCACGAUGAUGAGCUGAUGGCGGCAGCAAGUGUGGAACGGAAUGCCAACAGAUUAGAUAUGCCGCUAUCACUGCUGAUCAUCAAACGGAAGAAGAUUUGGGAGCGUGAGCUCAUGGAGGCUGGAGAGUUGGCUUGUUGCUCCGCCAAGAAGGCCUUCUCCUCCAUGGUCUUCAUGGUUCGUGAGCUCCAGAGCCAUGCUCUCCACAUGAGGUCGGAUGAUGAUCAACCUCCACUGCCUGGAAUCCUGGAUCGUGUUCGGAGCGACCUGCAUGCCUCCUUCGUCUGGCUUUUCCAACGUGUCUUUUGUUGCAAUCCCACGCUCAUGCUCUACCUCAUGAUCCUCCUCGCCAACUUCACUGUCUACUCCAUGGGCCGCAACCCCACCACUGCGAUUCCUCCUUCUCAAUCUCUUCUUGUAUCCAUCUCAGACAUCAUCAACACGGAUGAUCAUUAUCCUUCAGCGGCACAACUGCAAGAUGAGACCAUAGAAUGGAACAAGUUUGUGGAAGAUGCCCUGAGGAUGAGAGCGAGCACCACAGACGAGGCUCUAAUGGACCCUGACGUUUUGAGACAAUUCGUGGCUCCUGUCUCAGUGCAAAUUCCACCAGAGGAGGAUAGUUGUCAGCAUUACAUCAACACUGAAUUAAUGUACGAAAGAGCUUUGUCAGAGGACCCAGACAACGCCCUACUCCUCUCUAACUUUGCUCAAUUCCUUUAUCUCGUCCACCACAACUAUGACAGAGCUGAGUACUAUUUCGAGAGAGCAGUGGAGAUUCAACCAACCGACGCUGAGGCUUUGAAUAGGUAUGCUUGUUUCUUGUGGUUGGUUCGGAAGGAUCUAGGUGCUGCUGAAGAGACUUUCCUGGAAGCUAUGGCAGCUGAUCCUGGCAAUUUGGUGUAUGCCGCCAAUUAUUCUCAUUUCAUCUGGAAGACUGGGGGCAAGGAAACCUGCUUUCCCAUCCUCGACAACCCAGAUGCUUAUUAAUUACCUUAUAGAUUCACCACACGGCCAAGCAAAACUAAUCAUUUUUAAACAAAAGUAAAUUAUAAUCCUCAUGAUAUUGCCAAAGGGACUCACUAACCAGUUAAA